AUGUACUUUUUAUGUCUAUGACAGGUUCAAAUGUAUUUACGUUUGUAACACAAUUAUAUCUUAAAGAAAACAUAGUUCGUAAUAAUAAUCUUCGGAUUCAAAACUUUUAUUCAUUCUAAUGAAUCUGGAUCAAGAAGAAGAAAACAUAGAAAAUACCUUUUCACCACCUAAUAUAUACGAUCAACAGUACCCAGAUUUCGUAGAUAACUUGCUAAAAGAAGUAGCCGACGAUUUUGAAAGGGAAAAAAAAUUCUCUGAUCAAAAUCUAUUGAAGCUAUACAAGUUAUUUGACGGGACAUUUGAAAGAGCUUUAGAUUUAUAUGAGCAACAACGAGUGACGCAAAUUUCGACAUCUAGUACAAUUAUAACAGAGUCAUACAAGAAUGCAAGCGAGGCCAGUUGGUUGAUGCAAGUUAGAGGACACUCUGGAGCAUCAUACACACUUUUUCCUGAAGUAAAUUAUUGUUCUUGUGCAGCUUUCAGGUUUCAUACAAGCAUAAUGUUCUCUAAUGUGGAAGAUUACUUGUUGGUUGCAAAAAUAGGAUUGACAAAUUUGAAAACUGUAAUACAAUUAUUAAAAGCUAUUAAUUUUAAGGAGACUACAGCUAUUUGCCUUGGCAGUGAAAACGGAUUAAAAAUUACAGUUGAAGAUGCAAAAUGUAUGCAAGCAAUGGCAUAUAUUCCAUCUGCAGUUUUUGAUGAGUUUGAGUUAAAAGAGGAUGUGACUUUUUCAUUAAGUUUAAAUUUAUUAGUAGAGUGUCUGUCUAUGUUCUGGCCUACUUCACAAGAUAAUUCAGUUGCGGUGCAAAUAUUUUACAAAGGUACAGGUUAUCCUGUAAGUAUUAUUAUUGAAGUAGACGGUGUCAUAACAGAUUGCUCUUUAAAAACACUCGAAGUAGAUACAUUAUUAGAUUUUCAUCUGGAAUCCGAAAAUAUUGUAAACAAAGUAUUAUUGCAAACAGAAUUGUUAAAGGAUAUCAUAGCCGAAUUAGAUCCAACUAGUGAAAUAGUAGAGUUUCAUUUAUCACCAGAUGAUCCUUUCUUCAGAAUUAGCACAAAUGGUCUAGGUGGCAUUUGCCACAUUGAUUUACCUCAUGAUAGCACUUUAAUAGAUACUUUUCAAUGUACUGCAACGGCAACAUCCAGUUUCAAAUUAAUACACAUCAAACCGGCGUUGAAAGCGUUAUCGUGCGCUAAUAAAGUUUGCCUAAGAACCAAUAGUGCCGGAUUAUUGAACUUUCAAUACACAAUAAAAACCGAAAAUGGACAUACUUGUUAUAUGGAAUAUUAUAUAUCUCCAUUAAUAGAUACAGACGAUUAAAUAGUGAUAAUAUAAAUAUGAUACAUAUCAAAUCAAUCAGAAAAUGCUAGAGAGAUGCUUAUUUAUGUAUCAAAUUAUAUUACUAAAUAACUAAAUAUAUUUUAUAUAUU
Molecule: messenger RNA, 1431 nt
Organism: Nylanderia fulva
Lineage: Eukaryota; Metazoa; Arthropoda; Insecta; Hymenoptera; Formicidae
Product: Radiation insensitive 1
Biological process (GO): DNA damage checkpoint signaling; DNA repair
Cellular component (GO): checkpoint clamp complex; nucleus
Source: RefSeq, a predicted model, not a curated record